Dendroctonus ponderosae (mountain pine beetle) is the source of this 3868-nucleotide messenger RNA. It is a transcript of the gene Vps11, whose product is annotated as vacuolar protein sorting-associated protein 11 homolog. The coding region runs from base 139 to 3273 and encodes 1044 amino acids. The transcript has 17 exons. Gene Ontology annotation, biological process: vesicle-mediated transport; endosome organization; vacuole organization. Gene Ontology annotation, molecular function: protein-macromolecule adaptor activity; protein binding. Gene Ontology annotation, cellular component: endosome; HOPS complex. The record is from RefSeq and is a predicted model, not a curated record. NCBI's taxonomy places the organism in Eukaryota, Metazoa, Arthropoda, Insecta, Coleoptera, Curculionidae.
UCCUCCCAUCGGAUGAUCUGUCAUCUAAGCGUCAGUUCCAGCUGAUAAUUGUUGAUAGCUUAAGUCAUGCCUUUAAUGUUGAUAAAACUUCAAAUACAGUAAGGAUAUCUUUACAGGAAAACCCUUCAAAAGGAGUCAAUGGCGUUUUUGGAGUGGCGCAAGUUCCAGUUUUUCGACUUGAAGCCCAACUUGGAAGGUAGCCGACAACUAACCGAACUCUCCAAGGAAUGCAAAAUAACAUGCACAUCAGCUGGGAACAACCACUUGGUGUUCGGCGACUCUUUGGGUCAAAUUCACCUUGUAUCCAGAUCCUGGCAUAUCACCACCUUUCGUAGCUAUGAAAUAUCGGUAGAUUUAUCGUUUCAGCUCCGGAAUUCGCCCCUGCUGCUAACUAUAGGGCACGAUGAACCGGGCAUAAAUCCCUUAAUCAAAGUAUGGGAUACUAGCAAGUUCGAUAAGAAUGGUGUGCCAUUUUGUACAAGGGUAACGAGGGCCACAGCUGGGACUUAUGCGGUUCAAGUGAGCACAUUUACUGUGCAUGACAACCUUCAGCUUAUGGCUAUUGGAUUUGUGGACGGGUCUUUGCUGCUGUACAGGGGCGAUGUGGCAAGAGACAGGAGUUCAAAGAAGCGACUUUUUAAGGAUUUCAACAGCGAAAUUACAGGUCUGGCCUUUAAAACAUCGGCCAAUCAAACCUAUCUGUUCGUAUGCACUUACCAGGCAGUAGUUGUUUAUAAUAUUUCACACAAGGAUAGAGAACAAAAGUACCCAUUAGACCAAAUUGGAUGCGUUAAACAUUGCAGUGGAUUAGCCGAAUCAACGCAGGAGAGAUUUUUCAUGAUAGCGCGAGCCAAUGCAAUCUAUUGUUAUACACCGGAUGGUCGAGGUCCCUGCUAUGCCGUGGAUGGCGAGAAAACCAUGCUGGAAUGGUUUAGGAGCUACCUGAUUAUAAUAUCAAAGAGCAAUCGACCUGCCGCAAUAGGCGCAUCAGCCGAACAGGACAAUUCCAAACAGGAAGAUUUGUUAACUGUCUUGGAUAUCUUCAAUCAGUUCAUUGUCUAUCAGUGCGUCAUGCCCAACAUCAGGGCUGUUCUGUAUGAAUGGGGCUCUAUUUUCAUCUUGUGUCAAGACCACAAAAUCUACCACUUGGAUGAGAAGGACCUACAGUCCAAACUGUCGCUCCUUUUCAAGAAAAACCUGUAUGAUGUUGCAAUUAGUAUUGCGAAAAGCCAGCAGUAUCACUUGGAUGGGCUGGUCGAUAUUUUUAAACAGUAUGGGGACCAUUUGUGCGAUAAGGGAGACUAUGCGGGGGCCAUAGACCAGUAUACGAAAACAAUAGGAAAAUUGGAACCCAGCUAUGUGAUCAGGAAGUUUGUGGAUUCACAACAUUUGGAAAAAUUGAUUAUGUAUUUGCAGGCUUUGCACAAACAGGGGCAAGCCACCGAAGACCAUACAACUUUAUUGCUCAAUUGUUACACCAAACUGAACAAUGCAGUGGGACAAACGGAUAGUUUGAAAGAGUUUAUUCACUCAAAGGAGGGCGAUUUAAACUACGACGUGGACGUGGCUAUUAAAGUUUGUAGACAAGGAAGUCCAGCCGACGCUUUGAUGUUAGCAAAAAAACACGAAAAACACGAGUGGUACAUAAAAAUUCAAAUUGAAGACCAUCAGAAGUACCGCGAAGUGUUGGACUACAUCGGCAAUUUGAACUUCGAAGAAGCCAGCCACUAUACGAAAAAAUACGGUCAAAUUCUAGUGGAACAUCUACCCUAUGAGAGUACGCAGUUUCUGAAACGCUUAUGCACCAAUUACAAGCCGGAAAAUAGUCCGAUCGUUUCCGAAAAUAUGAUGUCUGGAAACUACGACGUUGUUCUCAAAUCGGACCCAGAGGAUUUCAUUCAUCUCUUCCUUAACAACUCCGAACGACUUGUGGAGUUUUUAGAGCACUUGAUAACUGAAAACUGCAUUUUGAGUCCUUCAGUUUACAGCACUUUGCUGGAACACUAUUUGCAUGUCUGGUCAAACACAGAUGGUGUGAGUGACAAACACAAGCUGUCCCGAAAAAUCCUAGACUUGUUGCAAAACCCGGAGUUAAAACUGGACAAAUCCCAUGCCCUAGUCGUAUGUAAUAUGCAUUCGUUUAGUGAAGGGAUUUUGUAUAUUUACGAGGAGCAAAAAUUGUAUCGGCAGAUUCUGAGAUAUCACAUUUCCAGAAACGACCCAAGCUCGGUGCUGGCAUGCUGUGCGCGAUUUGGCCAUCAGGAACCCACCCUUUGGGUGCAAGCGCUAUGGUCUUGUGUUAGGGACAGUAAACAGCCAUCCAUUGAUCUCCUGAAUGAAGUCUUGACUGUGAUCGCUAAAGAAAAACUGUUUUCUCCUCAACUGGUUAUCGACGCUGUCGGUACAGGAAACGCGGAGAUCACGUUAGGUCACAUCAGGUCGUACAUAAUGAAAGAGUUGAAGCAAGAGAUACAAAAAACUGAAGAAAUGGCCAAUUUGACCAGGAAUUAUCGAAAAGACUCUGAGAAACUGAAGAAGCAUUUGGAGGAGCUCAAGGUUGGAGUGACUUCAAUUCAAGGAGCAAGAUGUGCAGCCUGCCACCAUCCUCUGGAGCUCCCCACGAUUCACUUUUUAUGUAAUCAUAGCUUCCACCAGCACUGUUUCCAGAGCUUUUCAGACGAUGAAUCCGAGUGCCCGACGUGCCAACCAGAAAACAAAAACUUACUAGACCUUCUUAAAGCCAGAGAUCAUAACAAAGACAUGCACGAAACGUUCCAUUACCAGCUCGAUAAGGCCCAUGAUGGAUUUUCGAUAGCGGCAGAAUAUUUUGGCCGAGGAGUGUUUACUAAUUGCAAUCGUUUAAGCGCUGAAAUGAUGGGUAAAAGUCUUUCGUUUGCCAAAAAAGCCGAUACAAAACCGAAUUCGAACUAUGGCUAUGUUGCUGAGGCACGGAAGCAGUCGGGGAGCGUUCGGAGCAAAACGCGUUAUGAUUCUACCUCGGAUGCUAAAACGAAAGCGCAAAACAGAUAUAGUUCUUCGGUAACAUCAACAUCGUCGACACGUUCUGCCCCCGGGCUGGAGCAAACAGCUUAUUCGUAUAAAAGCACAGAGCCAGACCUCAAAUCCAGAGUGUCUAUGAACCCUUUUGAAGAGCCGAGCGAUUACGAUGAAAGCAUGAACCCAUUUUGCCAGGAAUCAGACGAGCUCUUGGACAAAACCAACCCGUUUUCUGAGGAUUACAAUUGCGACAAGAAUCUCAACCCUUUCAAUUGAAGGUAGGUAAGGCGUUGAAAAGUGUAAAUAUGCGGGUUUACGCCGAGACCCAUUUAAAAUGUUUACUCCAGUUUUGUUAAUCUUGUCUGGCUAUCACAUUGUAUUUUUCCUGGAUUUAGUCAGCUUGCAGAUAUGAGAUAUGAAGGCAGGUAAAAAAAUAAUUAUACGUUUCAAAUUUUCCAUCGUUUACAAACAACUACAACCGAUAGUUCUACUAGAGUUGCAUUUUCCUCUAUGUUCUUUAAAUCGAGUGAGCCCUACAAGCAUCCUGGAAAAGGAUCGUUUCGGUUUUUCCUUAACACAAAGUUAAUUUUCCUAUUCAUGUCUUCAUUGUAAAUGGCUUUGCACCUUUCAAAGUUUAUCCUUCGUCUGAACUGGAAAAGAAAUGUUCACUUUAGGCUGGGAAAAGGGUGAUAGUGUGCGUGAAAACUUGUAUGGAAUUAUUAAUAUAGAUUAUAUAAGCAAACAGAUAAUGAAGUUGUCGCAAAACAGGCUUAUAACGUGUGACACUGUGGAACACUUGAAGCUGCAUGUAAUUGCAAUGCAAAAUGACUUUGAAUGUUAACUUAUCUUAAUAAAUACAAUUAGAUAGAUC